GAAACCCUAGCACGCAGGACUUCAUCUAUAUACAAACUUGUGCCGCCGUUCCCUGCCUCCAGAGAGAGUGGAGUUGAGAAAAUAACGAAAAUGGUGUCCGGAUCGGGGAUCUGCGCAAAGCGGGUGGUGGUGGACGCGAGGCACCACAUGCUUGGCCGGCUGGCAUCGAUCAUCGCUAAGGAGCUCUUGAACGGGCAGAAAGUCGUCGUGGUGAGAUGCGAGGAGAUAUGCAUGUCGGGAGGGCUUGUCCGCCAGAAGAUGAAGUACAUGAGGUUUCUCCGCAAGCGCAUGAACACCAAACCCUCUCAUGGCCCCAUUCACUUCCGCUCCCCCGCCAAGAUCUUCUGGCGCACCGUCCGUGGAAUGAUCCCGCACAAGACAAAGCGUGGAGCUGCUGCUCUUGCACGAUUGAAGUCCUAUGAGGGCAUUCCUCCUCCAUAUGACAAGAUGAAGAGGAUGGUCAUCCCUGAUGCUCUUAAGGUAUUGAGGCUUCAGAAGGGACACAAGUACUGCCUGUUGGGUCGCCUCUCAUCUGAGGUUGGAUGGAACCACUAUGAGACCAUCAGGGAGCUUGAGAAGAAGAGGAAGGAGAGGUCUCAAGUGGUCUAUGAGAGGAAGAAGCAGUUGGUGAAACUUAGGUUGAAGGCUGAGAAGGCCGCAGAGGAGAAGCUUGGCUCACAACUGGACAUUCUUGCCGCCGUUAAGUACUGAUAUCUGUUUGGUCAGUAGGUAGCCAGUUUACAGUUUAGAGGCUUGUCUUUGAUGAAAGUUCCCAAUUUUUUUUAGACUAUAGAGCUGAAAAUUUACUAAGACAAGAGUUGUUAUCUGGUUUUGAUAAAUUUGAGAUAAAUACUGUUUUUCUGCCUGCCAUAUUUUCUCGUUCUCAA
Carica papaya (papaya) is the source of this 887-nucleotide messenger RNA. Its product is annotated as large ribosomal subunit protein uL13w. Gene Ontology annotation, biological process: negative regulation of translation; translation. Gene Ontology annotation, cellular component: ribosome; cytosolic large ribosomal subunit. Gene Ontology annotation, molecular function: mRNA binding; structural constituent of ribosome. The record is from RefSeq and is a predicted model, not a curated record. Lineage: Eukaryota; Viridiplantae; Streptophyta; Magnoliopsida; Brassicales; Caricaceae.